Culicoides brevitarsis is the source of this 1278-nucleotide messenger RNA. Its product is annotated as trypsin-like. The coding region runs from base 22 to 1170 and encodes 382 amino acids. NCBI's taxonomy places the organism in Eukaryota, Metazoa, Arthropoda, Insecta, Diptera, Ceratopogonidae. Gene Ontology annotation, biological process: proteolysis. The transcript has 2 exons. Gene Ontology annotation, molecular function: serine-type endopeptidase activity. The record is from RefSeq and is a predicted model, not a curated record.
UGCAAUCUAUUAAGAAGUAGCAUGAAGUUUUUUCGCGCAAUACUUUUGUUUGUAUUCGCGUAUCACGUUUCCGCUGAGGAUACGGAGGAAAACCCAUCGAGAAAUCGCACAAGAGGUCGUUAUGGCAUAACUUAUGGAAAAAAUGCAGAUUUUUCGAAAUAUCCGUUUUACACGAGAAUUUGGACAAAAUGUUCGGGUUCGACGUAUUUUUGUGGAGGAACGAUUGUGGAUUAUAAUAAAGUACUUACGGCUGGGCAUUGUGUUUAUGGAUGUCAAGAAUUUCUCGUUUGUGUGGGUUCUGGAGUAACUCUCGACACGACUUAUUGCUUUUACGUUACUGACAUGACCAAAGUUUGUGUUCACAAGGGUUUCCAUGAAGCGCAGAAAGUAAGACAGUUUAACGAUGAUUUGGCUUUGAUCACGAUCGAUGGAAAUAUUUUCCGUGCAUGCCCAAAUGGAGUUGCAAUUGCUCCGUUUCUCGAUACUUGUCCAACAGCUUCUUGCGAAACUUAUAAGAAUUCCGUUGGCGUGGCAAUUGGAUGUGGCGAAACUCACGAUUCAAUGCUUUCGAAAGUUUUGCAAGAAGCAGGACAGAAACCUGUGACUACAGCAGAAGGAUUAAAGACGUUCGGAAUCAUUUCGCCAUCUAGCAAAUAUUCUUUGUGCUUUACUGUUUCUUCUACUUCAGAUUAUCGCAUGUCGACUUGUUCAGGAGAUUCGGGAUCUCCAUUGUUAUAUCCAAAUCCCGUUACAGGUGACAUGGAAGUCGUUGGCGUUUUGUCGUUUGGAACUGCUGAUUGUGAUACUGGAUCGCCAUCUGCUUUUACCUUCCUCGCCAAAUACAAAAAUUUCAUUAAGCACAACUACGAAUGUGUAUCUUUGUCAGCUAUUCAAGCUCAGCUUGCAAAUGUUCAAAGCUCAUUUAAUGCCUAUCGGAUUAACAUGAAACCACGAAAUGAAGAAAUUUGGAAAAACUCUGAAACUAUGAGAUUUACUGAGACCACAGAACAAACGAACACGAUGAAGCCAAAUGUGGAUUUUUCCAAAUAUGACAUCUCAAAUACGGAAAAACCAACAGAUGAUGAAAAGAAAUGCGAAUCGAAAAUCGCUUUGAUAAAAAUGUUUUUCAAAAUGUGUUUGGAGUUUUUCAAGGCUUUGAUGAGUCUUUAACUUAUUUUUAUUUAUUUUACGAGUUCUAUAAAAUACAUUGACAGAUUUCAAAGUUCUUACUAAAGUUUACAAAUAAAAAUUUUAGUAAAAAAUUGUGAAAUCUGACAA